Monosiga brevicollis MX1 is the source of this 2031-nucleotide messenger RNA. RefSeq lists its product as uncharacterized. Lineage: Eukaryota; Choanoflagellata; Craspedida; Salpingoecidae. The record is from RefSeq and is a predicted model, not a curated record. Bases 1 to 2031 code for a protein of 676 amino acids. The transcript has 10 exons.
AUGACCGAACUUGGGGCUUUGGCCCUGAAUCUGGGCGUGGCCUUUGCGGCCAUGCAGAAGGAGGACCAUUCAGCGUCAACUCGCCCCAUUCAGGCGUUGUUUGACAAGGUGGCUGCCGAUCUCCAACGCCUCGAUCAGCUCGUGGCUACUUACACCCGUGAUGUGCAGCAUCUUGCUCGCUUGACGGGUCACCACCACUCAGACCAGAGCCUACCGCUGCGUGAGCGAUAUGUGAUGGAGCGCCGUCUCCAACAUGGCGCAAGGGACGCCUCUGAAUCUGCGCUCGGCCAUGGCCACCCAACUCCCACAGCCCAGGCCCAGGGGAUUCAAGCCCGGCUCGACGCCACCGCGACCGAGGUGGCCAAUGUGGAGGCCCGUCUCCUAGCCCACCGCGAUCACCUUGACAUGUUCUACCAAGAUGCUGAGGAAACCAUCAAGGUUCACCGUGAUGCACAGCUGGCGUGUCCAGAGGUCAUUCAGCACAAGGCCAAGACAAUUGAGCAGGCCCGACUACAAGAUGCCUUGCAACGACAGUAUGAAACCCCGACGACGCCAGUCACGGAUGAACAGGACCUCUCGUCAUCUCUUGUCAUGUCCAGUGCUGCACCCAGCCCCAAGCGUGCUUGCACGAAUGGAACGCACACGUCGCCCUCUCUUCCGGUAACUAACACCGCAACCAACAUCAGGGCCAGCCGCCCCGAGCUGGUACGGCCCGCCGCUUCAGACAGCAAGCAAGCCGAGACCAACGAAGCGAAGGACGAGACGGCUGUGCGAAGCGAAGAUGAGGACGAAGCUGCUGAACGACCCAACCCCAAGCACGCCUCGCUUGACCCAGAAGACGACGCGCCCGACGACAUGACCGCCAACCGCGACGGCUCCUCCCUCGAGGCCUUUGCCCGCUUCAUCAGUCGCACCCCCUCCCUGCCCGCACCCCCAAUCCUUCCACCCGAUCCCGAUCCCGCACAGUCCCCAUUGACCAUCUACAUGUGCACCUCUUCGUAUUGGGAGCAGAUUUACGUGUGUGUGUGUGUGUGUGUGUGUGUGUGUGUGUGUGUGUGUGUGUGUGUGUGUGAGAGGGCGGGCGGAGGUGCAGAGUUGAGAGUGAGGAGGGAGGCGAAUUCAUUUUUCAACUGGCUGAUUGAGAAGACAGAGUGUCCCGAUCAUCGCCUUCUCGGACCCGUGGGGAAGCAGAAUCAGACAUUCGCCAGCGACCAGCGCAUGCGGGAGCUACACAAAUACGUCAUUACCCCGCUGCUUGCAGACCUCGAGUGCGGUCGCGCCUACGCAGGCGGGUGGGAUGGCCAUCAACCAGCCUCAGACAAGUGGAUCCCCGUCCAAACCUGCGAUCGCCAUCUGCUCUCCAUGCUGGCAAACCAGCUGACCAGCACCAAGCGCUCCCGCACGGGUCGAAGGCAGGCCGGUCCUGCGGCGGAAGACCAAAAUCAGCCUUCCACACUUCACGUCCGUCGCCACUUGCGGAAGGCUUUCGCUGAAGGCAUUCUGCACCACGUCAAAGCCAUGCUGGAACCCCUCGACAAAGAACCUGACGAGGCAGCGCUUCAAACAGUCUUGGAUCACCUCUAUUGCUUACUGUUAAGCCUGGAUAUGGGCCUUCCCCAGCGACGGACAAGGAAUCAGGUGUGCAAGGGUCCAUGCCCGGCCAUGGCCGGCGAUGAGGGCCUGCGGGCCGGAUUUGCUUCCUGGGGUCUGGCUCUCAAAGUGACCAAGACCUCUGCGGGAUUCCAAACCAUGUACAAGCCUGUCCAUCGGCCCGAUGCUGGGGCAAUCCCCAACGAGAAGCCAAGUGUCUUUCAGGAUGACCAUUUUGAGCUGUUGGAAGACCCUGAAGGCUUUGCAAGCCCUGAAAAGGACCAUGUCGAUGCACUCACCAUGAAAGAGCUCACGCCUUGGCUCUUGAUCGGAGCGGAUAAGCCCGAGCAGUUCUCAAAUCCCGAGAACCCAGAGCCUCUGGCGCAGCUCAGCGACCAAGACUUUGUGACUAUUUCAGAGGCUUUGAGAGCUUUCGUUUAA